CCUGACGAUGGGACGUCGCCCUCGCAACGUAGCCAUGCAAGUCAGCGGCUGUAUUUAUUACACUCGUAUCGGCAAACAACUACUAUGCAGCAUCAGGGAACCUCUGCUUAUUCGCCUCGUCGACUGCCUUGCGUACACCCGUAACAUUCUGAAGCACCGUCGGAUGAUCGGAGUGCACGCAGAUGCUGAAUGGCUUUCCCUCAAACCCAAAGCUAAAGGUCCCGCCGCUGUUAUCCUUGCCCUCGUCCUUCAAUGAUGCAGACAAGGCCCUCUCGUAGCACAAUUCUGGUGUAGCCACCUUGGACUGCGCCACUGGUAUGAGCUUCCCUUCUGGAGAGUAAUCAAUGUCGACGUAGACCUCCCCUUGGAACGGGAUGCCCAGCUCCUUGCACAUGGCUUCUUGUGUAGCGUUUUGCGAUGCGUAGACUGGGAUGUUGUCCCCAAACGUGGCGCAAGCUUCCAAAACAGCUCUCAUGAUGGUCUCGUCUCUUUGCAUAUAGAAGAAGAGCUCCCCGUGAGGCUUGAUAUGGGAUAACUCGACGCCCUCCGAAUUGAGUAUGGCUUUGAGGGCGCCGACCUGGUAUAGCACCAUGGCGUACAUGUCUUUGGGGUCGAUCUCGAUCUUUCUGCGACCGAAGCCAAACAUGUCUUGCAAUCCCGGGUGCGCUCCGGCCUUGACGCCAUGCUUCUUGCACAGGCGAACUGUCUUGAGCAUGAUGGAAGGGUCGCCGGCAUGGUAUCCGCACGCAAUAUUGGCGGCGUCGAUGUAAGGCAUCAGUUCCUCGUCCGGGCCCAUCUUCCAGCGGCCGAAGCCUUCGCCCAUGUCGGCGUUGAUCUCGUAUUUGCGCGCCAGUCCUGAGGCCAUUCUGAAGUGUUGGGAUAACGGGCGAUGUCCAGGGAGGUUUGACCUUCGGGAAACCGUAUGACGUAACGGGAGACGAUGGAGUAAGCGUAAAGGAGGCAUCUUGUCUUUGCUGCCUCAAUGUCGUCUAAUAAGAACGCUUCUACAGUCGAAAUGAGAGAUGGAUGGUACUCUACCGUUGGGGUAGACGUUUGGGGUCCAUUACUCCAAAGGGACGUCUUGGGGUAUGCUGGAUCAGGUGGUCCUUAUCACUGAACUCCGCCGACAGGGGUUCCUGAUAGUAAUGGAUGCCCAUUGUGACCCCAUCAAUUGGUACGAUGCGGGGUCUACUGCAUCUGCCGUCCACACCCUUUGAGGUACAGACCAACGACGUCAACUGAGCAAAGAGGGCAAUCAUCUUACCAGAAACCUACCACAGCCUACCGGGACCUCCACCCGACAAACCUUCAUGCGCUUCGCCGAUGAUCCCUUAUCUCAACCCGGUACUCCGGCAAUGCUACUGGAUGCGUUCCCCUCUCCUGGAUAGCUGUUGGGGUAACGACAUGAAAGGCAUUCAGGGUAGCCACCGGCCCGGUGUGGGCGCGUCUUGCCUCGAAUCACUAACAUGCGGACGAACGGAAUGGACUGAUUGAUAUACUGGGGGCCACGAACCCAACUUCGUAUGGUCUACCCCUCCAUGUGCCCUCUGACCGCGUCCAAAUUGUCGCUGACACCUCAACGAAGCUAUGCAUUCCAGGCCACUUCGCAGCAUUAAGAAGGUCCUGGUGGCCAAUCGUGGCGAGAUUGCUGUUCGCUGCAUCAAGGCUUGCCGUGAGCUCGGUGUCCACAGCAUUGCCAUCUAUACGGACGCCGACACAACAUCACUACAUGCCUUGCUGGCCGACGAGGCGAUCGCGCUGCGGGGUAGCGACACUUAUACAGAUGGAGACGCCAUUCUAGAAAUCUGCAAACGCAGCGGCGCCGAUGCUGUGUUCCCCGGAUAUGGAUUCCUUAGCGAGAACGCCGACUUUGCCGACGCCGUCACGACUGCAGGCAAGAUCUUUAUGGGCCCUUCAUCCGCUUCCAUCAAGGCCAUGGGCCUGAAGCAUGAAGCGAGAGCCAUUGCUGAGGCCGUAAAAGUCCCCGUCAUCCCCGGUACUUCAUUAAUUCCAUCGACCCAGGAGGCCAUAGAGGGGGCCAAAAAGCUUGGUUUCCCGGUCAUGCUGAAAGCCACCGGAGGAGGCGGCGGUAUGGGCCUGCAGAUAUGCCACAACGACGAUGAUAUCCCAAAAGCAUUUGCCACAGUCGAGAGUCGCGCGGGCGCUCUGUUCAAGAACAGCGGCGUCUUUCUGGAGAAGUAUUAUCCUCGAUCCCGACACGUCGAGGUGCAAGUCUUUGGAAACGGCGAGCAAGUGGUUGCAUUCGGGGAGAGGGAAUGUUCUCUCCAACGACGUCACCAGAAAGUGGUUGAAGAGUGCCCUAGUCCGUUCGUUGCGCGAACGCCAGGUCUCCGUGAGAAGAUGCUCCGGGCGGCAGUCGACUACGCCUCACAACUCAAGUACAAGAGUGCCGGCACUGUCGAAUUCUUGGUCGACGAUGAAACGGCCGAUUUCUUUUUCCUCGAGAUGAACACGCGUCUCCAGGUCGAACACGGCAUCACAGAAAUGUGCUAUGGGGUUGAUCUGGUUCACUUGAUGCUGCAGCAAGCCGACUACGAGCACGCCGGUCAGCUCGGCAUUCCCACGGACGAGCUACGAAGUCUCCCACAAGCACAGCCGAACGGUGCGGCCAUCGAGGUCCGAGUAUAUGCUGAAGUACCCCUGCUCAACUUUGCUCCUAGCCCGGGCCUUCUACAGCAUGUCAGCUGGCCCAAGGGCGAUGGUAUCCGGGUGGACACAUGGGUGAAGAGCGGCCAGCAAAUCACACCCCUCUACGACCCUUUGGUCGCAAAAGUCAUGGUACACAGCAAUGACGGUCGAGCUGAGGCGCAGGAGAAGAUGCUAACCGCUCUGGAUCAAACUGUUUUGCAAGGUACACAGACGAACUUGCAGUACCUCUCACAGGUACUACAUUCUGACGAGUUCACCAAGGGCGAUACGCUCACCUCUUUCCUACCCACUUUCAAGGCAAAGGUAUGCGCCUUACAAGUACUCAACCCUGGUGUCUUCACUACGGUUCAGGAUUACCCUGGGAGACCAACGAUCGGACACGGCGUGCCUCCCGGCGGACCGAUGGAUGAUUUGAGUAGUCGGGCAGCAAAUAUUCUCGUUGGCAAUGACGCUCAAGUCGAGGUCCUCGAAAUAGCAAUGUCUGGUCCGGAACUCCUGUUCCAUGAAUCGGCCGUGGUGGCCGUGUGUGGCGCCCAAGUUCCCGUCAGUGUUGACGGCAAGCGCCAGCCGAUGUGGUCCCGAAUCCUCGUGCAACAGGGGCAGACGCUCAAAAUUGGCAACGUCACAGGUGACGGCCUUCGGACCUACCUCGCAGUUAAAGGAGGCUUCCCAGACAUACCUCUUUAUCUCGGUUCCAAGUCAACGGCGCCAGAGCUCGCGUUCGGCGGUCUUCAGGGCCGUAAGUUGCAGAUCAACGAUAUUCUCGCCCUUGCCCCUGGGACAGCAAGCUGGGCAGCGGCAGCCACACCCUUUUCUUUACCACAAAAGGCAAUCCCUGACUAUGGGCACUCGGAGAUAUUCUGCCUUAAUGGUCCGUAUGGCUCGGAAGACAUACUGACCCCCGAGGGCAUGGCAACAAUCACCAACUCUGAGUGGACCGUCAGCCACAAUAGUAGUCGCAGUGGCAUUCGACUAGAGGGUCCACGACUAAAGUGGGCACGCACCACCGGCGGGGGAGGCGGAUCUCAUCCAUCAAACGUCUUCGACUACGGGUAUCCCAACGGCGGUGUCAACUGGACCGGGGAGUUUCCCAUCAUCUUUUCCCGCGACCGCCCGGACCUCGGCGGGUUUGCUUGCGCGGUCACCAUCUGCUCAGCCGAGAUGUGGAAAGUUGGUCAACUGAAGUCGGGCGACAGCGUUCAGUUGCGGCUGGUUUCCUUUGAGGAUGCCAUGAAGAUUAAACACACAAACGAGGCCUACUUGAGGUCUUUGGGUGCUCUGGUGGCCGGUAAUGACGCCGAAAUCGUGCCGCUCAAGUUGGAGUUCGGCUCACGGACCACAAGCUCAAUAUUGCACCUGGCCGAAUCGAAAGGAGAUCAUCCUCGCGUCACUUACAGGCAAGGUGGCGACACUUCCAUCAUAGUAGAAUAUGGUGAACAAGUUGCGGAUCUGCGCAACACGGUCUGCGUCCAUAUUCUCGAGGAAAAGCUUGCGGCGCGCAACCUUGCGAGCGUGCGUUGUGAGCCGAACCUCGCUACCCUCACAGUGCACUACGACCCGCUACAGAUAUCUCAAUCCGAGCUGCUACAAAGCUUGGUUGAGCAAGACGAGAGUAUCGAAGAGAUUGUUGGCAUCAAGGUGCCCGUUCGCGAAGUCAACCUGCCGCUUUAUGUUGACCACCCCACCAUCACAGAAGCGACAGAAAGAUACAUGGAGAGCGUUCGGCCAACUGCUGCCUACCUACCAGACAACGUCGAGUAUUUGCGGAAGAACAACGCAUUGGAGACUCGUCGCGACGUAUUUGACUCACUGCUCAAGACACCCUGGCUCACAGUUGCAGUCGGCUUCUUCCUCGGAACCCCUGUCAUGUUUCCGCUCGACCCCAAGUACGUAUUCACGGGGCAGAAAUACAACCCUAAUCGCGCGUACACUCCGAGCGGCUCAGUCGCACUCGGUGGGUCUCUGCUUGUCGUUUAUCCCGUGGCCUCACCAGGCGGCUACCAGCUCAUGGGCCGCACGUUGGGUACGUGGGAUAUGAUGGGCACUCGAGCCGGCUUUUCUCCGACGCGACCUUGGUUGUUCAACAAUUUCGAUAUCGUUAGGUUCCACGAGGUGUCCAAGGAAGAAUUUGACCAAGUAGAACGAGACUUUGAAGCCGGUAGAUAUGUGUUCAACAUCUCCGAUGAGACCAUCAGCAUGGACGAGUAUAUUGCCAAGUUUGACACUGCAGCCCGCGAUCCCGCACAUCAAGAAUGGCGGCAGCGUCAGGACGCCGCUGCCAAGGAAAUGGGAGAGCUCGAACAGCGGCUCUUUGGUGAAUGGACUGCCGCCAAGGAUGCGGCUCUGUUGGAACAAAGUGAAGGGGGCGGGGACGAUGCAUCAGCAGAUGCUGUGGCUAUCGAGUCGCCCAUGAACGCCAACGUUUGGAAAGUUCUGGUAGAAGUCGGGGACGUGCUUGAGGCGAAGCAGGCGGUGGCGAUUUUGGAGGCGAUGAAGAUGGAAAUCAAGGUGAUUGUUCCAGACUCUCAUGUCGGGGCAGUCGUGACGAAGAUUCCACGGCCGCCAGGGACUGUCGUCAGUCCAGGGAUGCCAAUCAUAGUGGGCAAGAAGGCUUCUUAGCCUAGUAUGUAUGCUGAGUUACG
This is a messenger RNA of Colletotrichum scovillei, 5312 nucleotides long. Its product is annotated as urea carboxylase. The transcript is spliced from 2 exons. Gene Ontology annotation, molecular function: metal ion binding; ATP binding. Bases 1588 to 5289 code for a protein of 1233 amino acids. The record is from RefSeq and is a predicted model, not a curated record. Lineage: Eukaryota; Fungi; Ascomycota; Sordariomycetes; Glomerellales; Glomerellaceae.